AUGCCGAAGAAUAACCAUCACCAUCGUUCCAGUUCGGUAAGUUCCACAAAGAACCGCUCCACGGAAUCUACGAACAAAUGGAAAAUUCCGCACUAUUACCGUAGAUCCGCAAGCGGUAGUACGCAAGCUUCGCCAAAUAGAAGCUCUUCAACUGAGGCAUGUAGCACACCUAUACUGCCUACCAUGAACGUAAUGUCCAGCCCGAAGAAAGUUUUACUGGAAGAGCCCAGGGACAACAAAGCAAAGAAGACAAGCAGAAAGAAAUCGGGAGAAAUGGUCUUUGUCAAUUAUACUGUACAAGACACAGCCAAUGAAGAGGACACAGAUCUGAAAAGUGAGCCUGCGCCUGUCCCAGCACCAAAGGCAAAGUUAAAGAAGAAAUCUUCUAAAAGGAGAAUGCUAAAGAUAUUUGGAUCGUCAAAAAACGAGCAUAUCGAAGACAUCGUCGAAGAACAGCCGAUGGUCCUCCAGACCGAUUUACAGCCACAGUCACAGUCACAAUCGGGAACCCCCACUUCAGAACAUGGUUUUGAUCCCUCAUCAUUGACUUCCAAAAGAUCCUACAAUUCGUUUUUGAAACACAAUAGACUGCAUGGUAAAACUUCAUUUUCUAGCGGCCUGUCUUUCCCAUCUUUAAACAUGAUGGGAAAUGCUAGUGAUAUCAGUAUUGAGAAGAGUGGAUUUGGUUGCGUAAAUGAAGUGGUUCCGAAAUCAACUCACAAUCCUUCCUUGGCGAAGCCGCCAUCUAGGUUUGAUGAGAAUGAAAGGAACUCACCCAACUUAUCAAAUAUACCCCUUUUGAACACAAAAAAUACAAGACUGAAGUAUAAUAAAGUCGCGUCUCAGAAUUCGGACCAACAAAGAUUACAAGAAAGUGGCUUGUAUCAUUCUAACGAAUCAUUCAGUUUCAAAGAUCAUAGCACAAGUACCAAUAAGUCUUCUUUGAGUUUAAAUUCUGACUCUGGGACUUCCCACUUCACAAAGCAUUCACCUGAUUCACCAAGAACUUCAAGAUCCUUCAACUGCGGAGACUCACAAAGUAGAGCCAAGUUGCCAGAGGAAAAUGACGCUUCUAUUGCAUUUAGUAAAAUGUUUACUAGAAAACGAGCUAACACUGGCGGGUCCACGUGUUCGCUAGCCUCGCCAACCAUUUCACAAGCCAUUCAACAAUCAAACAUGAAAGUCAAUAAACUACCGACUCAAAGAACAACCUCAGUAAGCUCUUUGUCAUCUAUGUCAAACCGUUACUCCCCAAUAAGAGUUGCGUCCCCCGGGCGACCAAGAUCCGGAACACGCGGGUCUUCCCUUUAUAGAUUAUCGAGGGAUUUGAACUCUUUACCAAGUGUCACUGACUUACCGGAAAUGGAUAGUACAACCCCAGUCAAUGAAAUAUUCUUAGAUAGCCAACUGCAGUAUAAAAACAGCGGUGGAAAACAUGGGCACAGGAAAAAACAAGAGUCUAUUUCUGAUGCUCAAAGAAACCAAAAUGCAAAUUCACACAUCUCAACACCAUCCUCUUCCCUCGUGACGCCCCCUUAUUACAUGACGGGGUUUACACUACCAAGUUCGGCGUCAGCAUCUUCAACGCCAAAUGUGCUCGAAACAAAUAAUAUGAAUUUGGUUCAAAGUGCCAACGUUGCUACAAGCUCCCGACCCUUUAGUAACUUCUCCUCUUUUGAAAAAGAAUACAACAACGAGAACGACGGAACUGCGGAAACAUCGGCAUUCAAUACCCCAUUGGAAAAUAUACCAGCUUUAAAGGGUAUACCCAGAUCUACUUUGGAAGAGAAUGAAGAAGAAGAUGUUCUAGUGCAAGAUGUUCAGACCACUACUAAUUUUCGAAGAAGAGACGCUAUAGGGAUGGACGCUCAUAGGAAAGAGGACAGUUUAGAUUUUAGCUCUUUAAUGCCACAUGGCAGUACAACUAAUAGCAGCAUCGUGGAUUCCGUAAUGACAAACUCGGUAUCCACUACCACAAGCAAUGCAACCGGCAACUAUUUCCAAGAUCAAGAGAAAUAUACACUGGUGAAUACGGGACUGGGUUUGAGUGAUGCAAAUCUCGACCAUUUUAUCAGAACUCAAUUCAAGCAAGCUUCUAAAUUAGAUUCGAACAGUAUGGGGAACCGUGUUUCUUAUAAUGGUUCAAUUACUAAUAAUAAUGAUCCAACAAGGGCCAAUUUGCAAGUAUAUACUGAAUUCGAUUUUGAAAAUCCAGAGUCUUUUUUCCAUGAACAAUCAAAAUUACUGGGUGAAAUGAGCCAUGGUAAUAAUAAUGGCGAUAAUGACAUCAGUAUGAAUGAGCCAAAAUCGGCAGACACUUUCAUAGGCAAUAUAUCCCCAGACACCUCCGCAACCGUUUCAUUGGGCGACUUGAUGAGUUCAAACGUCUCAAAUAAUAGUGAAAGAAAUUUCUACGACGGCCACACCUUUGUUCCACAAUUUCAACAAAACUCGUCUAUAGAAGAUUCAAGCAAUCAAAAUAUGGCACCAGUUACGAAUAACGACAUCGACAAUAAUCUACAGUCUUUUUAUUUUGAUAAUAACCACUAA
Molecule: messenger RNA, 2550 nt
Organism: Saccharomyces eubayanus
Lineage: Eukaryota; Fungi; Ascomycota; Saccharomycetes; Saccharomycetales; Saccharomycetaceae
Gene: BCK2
Product: Bck2p
Exons: 1
Coding region: 1-2550 (849 amino acids)
Source: RefSeq, a predicted model, not a curated record